AUGCCACGUAAGGCGCCUCAAGUCAAGUCGUCAGCGCCAAGUCCGGCACCUCCAGGAAAGUUGUCAGCGCCAAGUCUAGCACCUCAAAUCAAGUCGUCAGCGCCAAGUGUGGCGCUUCCAGUCAAUUCAUCAGCGCCAAGUCUGGCGCCUCCAGUCAAGUCAUCAGCGCCAGGUCCGGCGCCUCCAGUCAAGCUGUCAGCACCAAUUGCGGCGCCUCCAGUCAAUUCUUCAGAGCCAAGUACGACACCUCCAGUCAAGUCGUCAGCGCCAGUUCUUGCACCUCCUGUAAAGUCAUUCGCGCCAGGUCCUGCACCUCAAGUCAUGUCAUCAGCGCCAGGUCCAGCACCUCAAGUCAAGAUGUCAGAGCCAGGUCCGGCGCCUCAAGUCAAGUCAGGGCCAGCUCCGAUGCCUCACAUCAAGUUGGCGCCAGGUCCGAUGCUUCACGUCAAGUUGGCGCCAGGUCUGGCGCCUCAUGUCAAGUCGGCGGCGGCCCCUCCUGCAGCAGCUCCGCCACCAGUCAAGUCGUCGACUCCGCCUCCCGUCAAGUUAGCGGCCCAGCCUCCAGUCAAGUUGGUGCCUCCUCCUGCAGCGGCUCCACCUCCACUUAAGUCGGCCCCUCCCCAAACCAAGUCAGAGGCUCCGCCUCCACUCAAGCCAGUGCCUCCCCAACUCAAGUCAGAGGCCCCACUUCCACUCAAGCUGGCGCCUCCCGUCCAGUCAGCACCUGGUCCAGCACCUCCAGUCCUGUCAGCGCCAGGUCCCGCACCUCCAGUCAAGUCAGCUCCAGGUCCCGCGCCUCCCAUCAAGUCAGCACCUCCGCCUGCAGUGCCUCCCGCCAAGUCAGUGCCAGCACCUUGUCUCCUCUGCCCCAGACGCCAGCCUCCCAGACUCCGGCGUCAUCUCCUGUGCCCCAAGGCUUGUGACUAUAGUUGAGGGUUGGAACGUAGAUUGACCGGUAAAUCGAGAGGUUUGCCUCUCAGUUCAGCUUUCUCUUCACCACAACAGGCCGGUACAAUGCCCGCAUCACUGCAGACGGCCUAUUGAUUUUACUGUCCAUUGUUCCAUCACUGAUGAACAAGUUCACAAGUUCAGAAGAGUCUUUUUGGGGGUUAGGGUAACCCCCUUUGUCUGUUGAUUUUUGAAAUUGAAGAUGCUGUGCUAAAAUUAAUCAAUAGUUAAAACAUCUUCCUAAAAUAAUCCCUAAACAAGAACAAAACCCUAACCCACAUCACUGCAGACGCGGCACCAAUCUACCUAUUGAUUUUGUGCUCCACCUUUCCCUCACUCAUGAACAAAGUACAUACAUUUCAUAAAAGCACAUAGUGACUUGGUUCAAUCAGUCCGUCAAUUUAAUCUUAGAAGAAUAAUAAAGUAAUAUCAACAGGAUGUUCUUGUUAAGGAUUUCACUCAUUUGAAUGGUCAGAAGUUGAGGAGUCUCAAUUAUCCUUUGGGACUCUAUGGGCUCCAAGGAAGCAUUAUUUGAGUGAUUACGUUUUUUGUAACCUUUGCAAUAAAUAUUUGCUACAUCAGCAAUAAUAGUUGUGUACCACACAUGCCAAAAACAGGAAGUAUGUGGACUGUGAAUGCUAAAAGUAGGUUAUACCUCCAUGUACUAAAAAUUGGCAAAAUGUGCAGAAGAAAUCACAAUGUGGCUCGUACACCUUCAUUAUGUGAAGUAUGUUAGAAUAUCAGCACAUACCCAGGGUAGUUGUUAUGUAGAAAUACAGUGAAAGUGAAAUGCCAUUCUACCACAAGAACAGGAGAAUUAGCAGAAUCAAAAGUGUAUAAACAGGUAGAAACUGUUUAAAACCAUCUUGCUCCUAUUAAAACUAUAAAUAAAAGAGCAGCAAUGAGCUCCCUACUCUAUUUUCAUGACCCUGAGGUUCAUUUCCUUCCCACACGGUCUUAAGAUAUUUAGUAGACUUGCAAAUGAGAAUAAUUUGUCAGACAAUUAAAGGGGCUGAUAGGCAAGUUUUAUGUUUUCAUUUGCCAUUAUGCAAAAGAUGCAGAUUGCACAAUGUAAUUGCCAUAGCAUAAUGACACCAUUGUUGUUCAGAGGGGUUCUCAAUGAACCUUUCUGUCUCAGUGGAACACUGCCUGCUGCUGGAAAUAACAGAAAAAGAACAGCUUGAUUUGUAGUAUACGCAAUGGGCAUAUGAGGUGGUGCAACCUUAUGUUUUAGUGAAUUUUAAGCAAUAUUAGUGGUUUUGUAUUACUAGCUAAUGUAAGUUUGAAAAUGAAUGGAAAUGCUAGUGUCGUCUAUUUUACAGGAGCCUGAUAAGAGGUCCAACUUUCUUUAUGUUGUUACUAGUGACAACAUUUAUUAAAAACUAGAAUUACUCUCUGGGCAUGUCUGGUUUCUCUUCACCACCACCGUCUCCAACUUUUGUAAGAGGUUAAAUAUCUAUAGAGUUGAAAAAAGGGAAAGCAAAAAUAAAAAAUAAAUAAACAAGCAAUGGACAUUUAUUUAGCUUCAUUCCGAGUGGACUCUAUAAAAACAAA
Molecule: messenger RNA, 2502 nt
Organism: Nothobranchius furzeri (turquoise killifish)
Lineage: Eukaryota; Metazoa; Chordata; Actinopteri; Cyprinodontiformes; Nothobranchiidae
Source: RefSeq, a predicted model, not a curated record